AUGGAGGUGGGCUUGGCAGAUCAGCGAUCUCUGCGAGGCCGAGGCCGCCCUGCGGCCCAGCCCCAGGAGGCGGCACCUGCUGCAGCGCCUGCGGCUCCAGAAGUGCACUGGUUUGAAAGGAUCCGAGAUGGACGGCAGAUCGGAUACGCCAACAAUCGAGACGCAGCUGCGAGUGAGACCCCCGCAGCAGGCGCACCGCAGCCGUCGCAGCCGUCGCAGCCGUCGCAGCCGUUGCAGCCGUUGCAGCCGUCGCAGCCGUCGCAGCCGUCGGAGACAGGGAACGCAGGCCAAGAAGCAGGCGCCUCGUGGCCAUCACACAUCCGAGCCCCACUGGCGGAGAGCACAGGGCGAGAUACAGGUCUCGCUAGCCCUCCCUGGCACCAAGCCGCAGAGACUGCUGGGCAAGGCCCGCAACGGGGUUGGACCGAUUUCUGGGGUGAUCAGCCGCCGAACCCGAGUGGCAUGGUGCAGGCGGGCGCAGUCGAGCCCUCCGCGAGACCAUGGGAGGCCGGUGCAUUCCAGACCGCUGCACCUGCACCUGGGGAUUGGAGCACGACGGCCAACAUGAGUCCCCCCGCCAGGACCAUGGCGCCCGAGCAGGUCGAAACGCCUGCAGAGCCUGCGCCUGCAGAGCCUUUGGAGCCCUGGGAGACCUCCUGGGAGACCUCGCAACCAACCCCGGAAGAGCCCUGGGAGACUUCGGCAAAGUCCCGGGAGCCUUGGGACGACUGGGAGGACCACGUGCACCAUCCUGGCCCCCUGUCGGCCGUUCCGGAGACGGCCACGCCCAGCAGCACCCAGCCACAGAGCCAUCCGGGGUCGGCCCAGGAUCCUGCUAGCCAGAGGGGUUCACCAGUGCGACCUGCGCCGAGCGCGAUCCGGCCCUCGGACGAUGCUUGGGCAGCCGAGGGUCUACAGCCUCAGACUGCCGAGCAGACUCAUGCAAGUGAAUCGGGAGGUGCCCCAAGGACACCGGUUGGGCCUCCAGCCCAGUGUGUCAAGACCUUCCGUGGGGAUGAUGCCAACUUCGUUCCCGUGGAGUGCGGUGAUCGCAUGGUCCUCACCCAUCCAGAGCAAAACGACCUCUUCGGCGGCCACAACCUGCGAACCAAACAGGAGGGGUGGCUGCCGAGUAACGUCGUGGGCCUGCCGCCAGAGGAUCGAGAUCCGGCGUCGGCUGGGCCUCCUCCAGCGGCGGACCCGGUGCUUAACGGCCAUCCGCCAGCCGGGCAGCCUGAUCCCGGGGAGAAGGAGCCCGUUCCCGUGCGUGUGGGUAUGACCGUGAUCAACAGCAACGGCUAUUCAGGGACGGUCGUCGAAGACUCGCUUGACGAGAAAACCUUCAAAGUGAUGUUCGGACAAGGGAAGGUGUGGUCUUGCAACAUCCGCCGGUGCACAGAUGAAUGGGGCCAUCCCCUUGAGGUCACCAAGCCAGUUCUGAACGGCCAUUCCUCUACUGCCGACCAGGGUGAGGCACCUGUGCAGAACGGAGUUCUGAACGGGAACGCUGCCAGCCACAGCCUUUACAGGGAGCCUCGGCAAGACAAUCGCUGGGAGACCUUCACGGAUCCGAAUUCCAACAGCCUCUGGUUCUGGCAUUCAGAAUCGAAGGAGUGGUUCUUUGGGCAAAACCCGCCUGCCGGCUGGACGAGGUUCAACUCGGAAGGCUUGCACUGGUGGUGGCACGAGGAUACCCAGACUUUCUUCUUCGAGAAGUCGGACAAGCCGGGAAACGUUGGCGGCUCAUGA
Messenger RNA from Symbiodinium natans, 1749 nucleotides. The record is from the annotation of a GenBank genome assembly. Lineage: Eukaryota; Dinophyceae; Suessiales; Symbiodiniaceae.